AUGGCCCCGGGACCCCCCAGUCUUGUGCGAUCUCCAUCUGUCCUUCACUGCCCCCUGGUUGUGGUUAUUUUGAGACAUAGUAUUAUCCAUUCUGUGUUAAACAAGAAUCCUGUCAAUAUGAGCUGGGCUGUGGAGGAAUGGAAAGAAGGGCUCUCCCCCAGAGUCCUUCAGAAGAUUCAGGAGCUGGAAAGUCAAGUAGACAAGCUUAAAGAGGAGCGUCAGCAAAGUCAAUUCCAGUUAGAGUCUUUGGAGGCAGCUUUCCAGAAACAGAAGAUUGAAAAUGAAAAAAAUGAAGCUGCAACACUAAAAAGAGAAAACCAGAGCUUGAUAGAAUUGUGUGAUAAUCUUGAGAAAGCAAAGCAGAAAAUUUCACAUGAUCUUCGAGUAAAAGAAUCUCAAGCUAACAUUCAGUCAUGGCAGCUGAAUUCCAGCAAGAAAGACAUCAAAAGGCUAGAACAAGAACUGAAAAGAUACAAAUCUGAGCUUGAGAGAAGUCAGCAAACAUUGAUUGCAGGAGACUUAUCAUUCAGUGGCACUCCACAAAAAAAUUCUACUGUUCCUUUAACACCAGCUCAAAGUCAUAAUGCUAGUAGAGUUACAGUUAGGCGUGUUCACUGUUUUAAUCAUAAAACUCUGUCGGGAAAGAUGAUGCAAGGACACCUGCGAGAAGAAAACCCUUUCAAGGAGAGGACUGCUCACAUCGAAGAAAAAGUAAUGGCAGCAAAACAACGCUUGGAACACGACACCAGUGAUCUCGCCCAGAAGCUGUGCAGAGCAGAGCAGGCUUUAUUAGCAGCCCAGACUAAGGAAACCGAUUUGACAAGAAGCUUUGAG
Molecule: messenger RNA, 834 nt
Organism: Apaloderma vittatum (bar-tailed trogon)
Lineage: Eukaryota; Metazoa; Chordata; Aves; Trogoniformes; Trogonidae
Product: centromere protein F-like
Exons: 6
Biological process (GO): regulation of G2/M transition of mitotic cell cycle; metaphase chromosome alignment; mitotic cell cycle
Cellular component (GO): nucleus; chromosome, centromeric region; spindle pole
Molecular function (GO): microtubule binding; dynein complex binding
Source: RefSeq, a predicted model, not a curated record